This is a messenger RNA of Haplochromis burtoni (Burton's mouthbrooder), 6993 nucleotides long. It is a transcript of the gene nckap5l, whose product is annotated as NCK-associated protein 5-like. The transcript is spliced from 13 exons. Gene Ontology annotation, biological process: microtubule bundle formation; microtubule depolymerization. NCBI's taxonomy places the organism in Eukaryota, Metazoa, Chordata, Actinopteri, Cichliformes, Cichlidae. The record is from RefSeq and is a predicted model, not a curated record. Bases 1705 to 6012 code for a protein of 1435 amino acids. Gene Ontology annotation, cellular component: microtubule plus-end.
UGUUGCAUAUGCCCUUGUAGCCAGUAUUUACGAAAAUACUUGAUGUAAUUUUUAUUGUCUGCUAAGGUGGUUUUGUGUUUCAGUUUGUUUGAUCGACCAGUCGUCUCAUUUUAUGCGGGACAGCAAACCUUUUCAUCACCCACAUUUAUCUCCCACAUUUUCAUUGGUUGUAGUUGCAAAUAAAUAAAAAGUACAGGACGUGUGCUGAUCUGCAAAUGCUUCACUGCUUAAAUUUAUAGUUGAUUCCUGCAGAAAAGCAGUUUAUAGCUUCAGCUGUUACUGCGCGAGAAAAGGGAACCUUAAAUGAAUAAAGACAAUAUAUGGUUAUUAAACUUGUUUUAUGCUUAUGAUCAACAAAAAACCUUUAACAGAUGUAGUUUGUGCUUUCACACAUUGUUAAGAAGCCUUCAUCUGGCUUUAGAUAACAGGAACCAUUGGAAGGAUUCUGUAAUUUACUCCCUCUGUGAGUACUAAAGAUUUGGUGCAGUUUAGUGCAUGUUUGUCAAGUGUACAUAAGGAAAAUUUGGAGCUGAAGUCAUUUCACACCCAUAUUUGUUUAUUCUCCAGCUGUUCUUUUCCUCUGCAUCUCCAUUCAAACACCAGUAAACGCAGGCUGUAUUGUAAAGUGUUCGAGCAUGUUUCAGUUCCACAUAGACUAGUCCAGAUUUGCACUUAAGCCUGAGGUCACCUUCAGAAAAAUAGCUGUUUAAGGCCUCUAGUCCAGUUUUAGCUCCAUACACUCACCCUACCUCUUUUUGUCAUGCGGUUGUAUUAUUUCUAGUUGUUUGGGUUAAAUUGCCUUGAAGCCUGAGUGCUGUAUCAGGUUUUCAGCUGUUUGUGUGUUGACUUUAAAAAUGUCACUCUUUCAACCACAAAUUAUUUUUUGAUGGAUUUCUUGGUCGUGUCCAUAUCGGUGGUGCCUGCAGGAGUAUUUUAAGGCACGGCAAACCACACAUACGGGGCAGAUUUUUUUUAAGUAUAUAGCGAAGUUAUGUUUGGCAACGUGGGACAGCCUCCGAAAGAAGGGGAAAAAAAGUGGGGCGGGUAAUGAAAUUUCAUACAAUGACAUCACUUUUCCUCCAACCCAAACACUUAAACGGCGAGGCAGAGGAGGAGAGCGGCCGCUGCUGGGGGAGCAGGACACCGCCGCAAAAAUGAGCCCAAGGUAGAGAUUUUAAAGAAAAGAAGAAAAAAUAGUAUAUUUUUAUCUUUACCGGACAUGGCAACACAGCGGCAGUUUCCAUCCAAAUGAGGUGAGUUUUUAAAAAACGAUAAAAACGCCGUUUCAUGUGCUGAAAUGCUCGGCUGGCCGAUGGGUUCGCAGGAAUACCGACACUGAUCCGUUUGCAUGCGCUUCAUUGUUUUAACAUCACCGGGCAUGUAAAGGUUGCGCCGAUUCACAGCUGAAAAUGUUGAUUUGCUGCUGCGGGCUGCUUCAGCCUUAAACGCUGCGGCGUUUUUCCUGCGUUUUCUUCGUUUGUGGGAGAAACGCAAGGGCGUAACAGCGCGCUUACCCGUGGCGGAGGGGACCCAUUUCGGCGCAGGGUUUGGGUUUGAAGGGCCUGUCCCCAAGAAAAGGGGCCAAUAAAGAAGGAAAAACCUGGAGGCUUCCCCAAGCUCAGAUCUGGUUUGGUUCAGCUGCGUUACGCGGGAGCUGAAAUACAUCCUGUCGCCGUUUGAGCCUCGAAAACCUGAAAAGGGAACAUGGAAAAGGAACUGUCAUCCGAGUCCUCUCCGUGGUUUUGUUGUUGGGAGACAGAGGUGCCUGACGGGAGACUGACUCCUCUUCAAGGAUCAUUACAAGAGCUGACCCCGCAGAUGAAAACAAUGUCUGAUGAGACAGAACAGAGAAUGUGCGACGAGGAUUUCGGUUCGGACGAGGAAGGCGAGGAGGGAGACGUGGAGUCUUACCUGGAGGACAACAGCAGCGAGCUCAUGGACCGGCUGAGAGAGCUGGAGGCAGAGAAUUCAGCUCUCGUGCUGGCCAAUGAGAGUCAGAGAGAAGCUUACGAGAGAUGCUUGGAUGAGGUUGCCAACCAUGUGGUCCAAGCUCUGCUGAAUCAAAAGGAUCUGAGGGAGGAGUGCAUCAAGCUGAAGAUGUUGGUGUUUGACCUGGAGAGACAGAACCGAGCGCUGUGUGAGCUUUUUCAGCAGAAACUACCCAACCACCCCACCGCUCACUACCAGGUUCAGGCGGGACCGCUCCCAGACUACAAUGCACAGCUGCACAAUGACUCGGCCAAACAGGUGGAGCCGGCACAGACUGAAGCACAAGCCAAGGGAAAUGGCUACCGCACACAACAUGCCUCGCCGGGCCCUCGUGGCCCCGCCGCCAACAUGGAGGCCCUGUCUCCCUUCUUCAAGAAGAAAGCACACAUCCUGGAGGUCCUGCGCAAGAUGGAGGAGACGGACCCCCUCAAGUUCCACCCAUCCACGACGAGCUUGUCUUUCUGCGACUACAGCCAGGUGCUCAUGUCCACAGAGGCUGUUUUGGCUUCUGCGGACCCCCUCCCGCUGCAGUGCAAAUCCCACCACACACACUGCCACUGCUCCUGCUCGGACACAGACACACACCAGCAUGUGAAUGGUGACGGAGCAGUGAAGUGUGAGGGAGGGAACACCUGCUGUUUACACUGCAAGAGGAGCCCAGAGAGCCCUCCAAAGCCAUGCAACCAUGUCUGUAGUCCUUCAAAAGCCACCCAGAGCCAUAUAGUUCCUGCAGCUGCUAUGAGUGAAUGUCACAGUAAGACCAGAGCGGGAGAGUCUAAACAGAGCACCAAGAAUGAAGCCAACCAGCAACCAGCGGGCGCCGCCGCCCACUCAUCCAUCGCAGAAGCAGCCAGUCAGAAUCUGGAAGGAGAGCAGGAUAACUCGGAGCUAAACGCUAGUGCCUCUGAAGAGCUCACUGGUUUCUGUGCCACCUCCCACCUGCCUAGUUCUGCACAGGAGGCCCACUGUGACUUGGAUACAAGCGAUGGCGUUCCCAAUGGUUUGGCGCUCUCAUUUGGUGAUGAACCCUCAGCCGUCCCUGAGAAAGACGGCACAGAUCCGGAGGCUUCCUGUGUAAGAGCCAGCGCAUCCGUCAGCCCCAGUCCCUCCUGUCUCAGCGACGUUAAAGCCGCUGCCAUCAACUCCCCAUCCAAACUGCUCAAGUUCUUAAAGAUUCCCUCGAUGGGGGAGAAGUCGCAGGCUCCCACCUCUUCUGUCCGCCUGAGCCCUCAGCUCACUCGCAACUCCAGGAUCCCCUGCCGCACCAAUAACUACGAGGUUUACCACUCGCCUGUUCCCACACGCAGAGCGACCACCACUGAGAGGUGCAGGCAGCCCCCUCCUCCACCCGCCCGGUCCGAGUCGUACCCCGCCACACACUCGGCACCAACUUCCCCUCCACAGCCCGAAGACACCUGCUCCCCACCCGCUAAGGAAAUAAGCUAUAGCAGCCUGUCUGCACCUAAACCCACUGUGGGCUCAAAGAUCGGCGCUCCCUCCUCCUCACCCAAAGUUUCUCAGAGGGUCCCUCAUUAUGAAAAUGUCUGUGACAUGUCCAUCGGCUCUAAAGAGGAGGAACCAACCCAGGGUCAGGAGAAAAGAACCACUCUUCCAUCUCAAACUAAGGCAAACGCUGGUGAGAGGAAGCUUGUUAAAUCGCUACCAGAAAGCGUCCUGAAUCCCGCGCCUCAGCGAAAGCAGUCGUCCUCAUCGACAUCAGAGUCUACAUCAGAUGAUGAAGAGGAUUCAGACAGCCCUGUGUGGGUUAAUCAUCACAGCCUACCCAACUCCUCUGCCCUCAGCAAAGCUCAGAGCAAAACUAACUACUCACAAACCAGAGAGAAGCAGGAUGGGCACACACGGGAGGUGAACAUAGCGAGCUCUGAGGUCACUCAGGGUCCGCCUGCACCUCCAACCAGGAGGAGUGACUCCUCGUCCAUUCCCAAGAGGCCUACGGUUGGGGCGGCGAGAUCUCAGGCCGACUCGAGUCACCACGCUUUCAAAGACAGACUGGCUGCGCUCGGCAAGCUGAGGAGCUCGGAGGAUUUACAAGGCGGCCUCAGGCCCACUGAUGCGGUGAAUGAAGGCACCUACGGAGAAGAAAGAGGCAAGACGGCAGAGAUCCACAAGGAGGAACAGAGACAUUCAAAGUUCACAGACUCUUCGGACGGUAAGCCUAAAGGUAGCAGUGGUGGUUUGAAGUAUCCGGGGUCAUCUCAGCUCUAUGAGCAGCCAGUAAAAUCUUCUGGUCCCGCACUGGUUAAACAAGAACUCUGUGUGACCAAGCCAGAGGGACCGAAGAGUAAAAUGGGCCUGCCGUCACCCAACACAGAUGCUCCCCAGGUACUACGCAACAACAUCAAGUGUCCUGGCUCCCUGAAUCUGGCCUACAACGUUAAAGCCAGCAUCGCUCCUCACAGUAGCAACAGCCCCAACAAAAUCCCUCCAAAGUCACCGUCCAAACCUUGCCAAGGCCCGUCCGUCCACAGAGGAGGCAAGUCCGCAGAGGCCCCGCGUUACUCGUCCAAGUCAGAGGAGAGGACCAAGAUCAGCGGGAAAGGGAAAAAGAAUCCAAUGUACGGAGACAGCCUCCCGCCUCCUCCUCCGAGACCUCCGGCAUCUGAGGUGGAGAAGCCGUCGCUGCCGGUCCCCACCCUGCAAUCCGCCAUCGAGCAGAAGGUGAUGAAGGGCAUCGAGGAGAACGUGCUGAAACUUCAGGAGCAGGACAGAGGAGGGCAGGGCGGAGAGGUCAAGCAGAAGGCCUCCAACGGCAUCGCGAGCUGGUUCGGCCUGAAGAAGAGCAAACUCCCCGCGCUGAGCCGCAAGACCGACGGCACUAAAGCAAAGGAGGAGAAGAAGGAGUGGAAGAUAAACAUUCCCUCGGUCGGCAGGGACUCUGUGAAAAUGGCCUCCAGGUGUAAAGAAGGCGUGGAAGGUCUGAACAUCUCGACUCUGAUGGAGAAGGCCGAGGGGCUGAGGAGAGCCCUGGAGGAGGAGCGGGCCUAUGUGGAGAGAUCAGGCAGGGGUCACUCGUGUGAGGUGGUGAUGGAUCAAGCUCAGGGACAGCUGGCGGUCAUGUACAGGGGAGCGCGCUCUGACAACUUCAUGCAACAGCUGCUAAACAGAGUGGACGGAAAGGAGAUGAUCAGCGUGCCCCAGCGACGGCUGUCGUUCGACUGUAAGACGUCGAAGCCGGUGUUCACCCAGCAGAGCGACAUCAUCAGUCACACCACCAGUCACGACGACAUGGAGAAGGGAUCAGAAAGAAUCGGCAAGAUCACAUCAGAUGAAAACCUCGCAGAUUCAGUUCACUCUCAACACUUUGCAGGCUCUGGUGCUUCCACCUACACCCUGGACAGCGGCAUCGGUACGUUCCCUCUGCCCGACUGCAGUAGCGGUGUAGCUGCACGGGGCCUGUCUAAGACGAAGGGCGGAGCCGAGCACCACUCCGGCGGUGGCUCCCCAGGGAGAGCCGGACGGCGAGCUCGCACCCUGGACAGAGAGCUGACAUCACAGGAGGACUGCUACGCUCCACACAAGCAGCUGAUUCCCACCAUUCAGUACGGGUCCGUGUUGGAGGGAAGAGGCUCAGCCGGCGUCAUCCGCGAAGACAAAGAGGCACAUGGAGGGAACAUGUUUUCGCCUCGCUCCAAGACUUGGACUUUCCCCAACCUGAAGACUCCAGCAGGACCUGCGGAGGUGUACCUGGCAGUGGAGGAGGAAGAGGAGGAGGCGGUAUCCUUUGGAUCACCAUUCAGAGGGAGCACGAAGGCCAGCGGCCCCUCCUCCAGCCGGGUGGUUGAUCCAGGCAGCCUGCCCGUCCCCGCCCAAUCGGGCAUGAGCCGCCGGGGAAAGACGCGCACACCCAGCGUCCCCGAGAUGAGCCGGGAGGCCGGGCUGGAGCUGCUCAGGGAGCGGCCAGAGGAAGCCCUAUCCCCAAGUCGCCCUCAGGUCCUGGAGACUCCAGAGUCUCUGAGCGAUUCUCUGUACGACAGUCUGUCAUCCUGCGGCAGCCAAGGAUGAAGCAGCCAAGGACGGGAGGAGGAGAGGGAGGAGGAGGAGGACGCCGACGGGGAGGACGCGUCUCCUGGUCGAUGGCUGCGCUGAGAUGCUGCUGAGGAAAAGAAGACUGCUCCCCGUCGACAUCCGCGAAGAAAAAACUGGUGACAUCUCAUCAGCUGUUGUAACUGGAAAGAUGGAUUGAUCUCCUCAGGAUUUCCAAUAAACGUGAAGCCAAAAGCCACCCAAAUCGUAUAGGUUGUUCACUUUUUCACGAUCAGACUCGACUGUGGACACUUCUCUUUAAAUCAUGUGUACAGGACAACAAAACGCAUGGCCAAGCUAAUGAGCAGCACAAAAAGUUGUCACUCCCAGUUGUCGUUCGGUGACCUCUCUUUCGUUUCUCUCAUCGUAGAUGGAGCUUCGUCCCGUACGUCAGAAAAAAUUGGCGAGGGGUUCAACAGAUGGCGUACUGUACUGUAUCAAUACAUCCAUUCUAUUCUUGGCAUCAUUUCACCGCAUAAUGUAUUAAAAAAAAUAGAAAAAACCCCACAAAAAACAUGGAGCGCCUUUUAAAAAAAAAAAGAAUGUUCAUGUCUGUGACUCUUAAUUGCGAAACUCAUGCAUCACGAUUUUAAAUGUAUAAACGAUUUUAUUGAUCAUGUUGAUAUUGUUUUGCGGCCAAGGAAGGUUGUCAGAGUAUGUUUGUUUUGAAAUCAUAAUACAUUUAAAGGUAAUAUAUACCAGCAAUAAUAACAUAGAUAAGAGAAAUGGCUACACUAUUCAAUGAAUAUGUAUUUCUAUUAUUUAUUUAUUUUAAAUGUUCAUCAUUUGCAGUCGUCUUUUUUUGUAAUCUUUCUGUGAAAACUGCAGUUUCCUCGCUUAGUAGGUUAUCUUCAUAUUUUGUGUUGCAUCAUCUCUAUUGCCGUUUGUUCCCUAGCAAAAAUAGAGGUCCUAUGUACCUACUGCCGUUUUUCAACUUUCUAAUUAAAAUGUUUUGAUUUA